Molecule: messenger RNA, 1034 nt
Organism: Amblyraja radiata (thorny skate)
Lineage: Eukaryota; Metazoa; Chordata; Chondrichthyes; Rajiformes; Rajidae
Product: inosine-uridine preferring nucleoside hydrolase-like
Exons: 5
Coding region: 1-960 (319 amino acids)
Molecular function (GO): hydrolase activity, hydrolyzing N-glycosyl compounds
Source: RefSeq, a predicted model, not a curated record
AUGACAAAGAAGCUGUUUCUCCUAGACGUCGACUGUGGUGUGGACGAUGCCCAGGCAAUAAUGAUGGCCCUGGCAGCUCCUCACGUACAGGUCUUGGGUAUAACCUGUUGCCACGGAAACACGUCAAUCAACAACGUGUGCAGGAACGUGCUCCGAGUGCUUAAAGUUUGCCACAAGUCAGAGAUUCCCGUGUACCGAGGUGCGGAUGUCUCUCUCCUUGGAAAAGAGUUAAAUGCGCACUUAUACCAUGGGAAGGAUGGUCUGGGUGAUGCUCCAGACUCCAAAGCUCCAGGGCUGGAGAACAUACAAACUGAACAUGCAGUAAAUGCCAUGAUACGGAUUGCCACGGCACAUGCUGGCCAGGUUACGCUUGUGGCCACUGGACCCCUGACAAAUGUUGCGUUGGCUUCUAAAAUGGAUCCAACUUUCCCAUUGAAGUUAAAACAUUUGUACAUCAUGGGAGGGAAUAUGGAAGGCAGGGGGAACAUCACCGUGUGCGCUGAAUUUAACUUUGCAGCUGAUCCAGAAGCAGCUCAUAUUGUCCUGAAUUAUUUCGCGUGUCCCAUGCACAUCAUAACCUGGGAAUAUUGUCUUUACCAUCCUCUGUCUUGGGCGUUCUUCGAGGAGUGGAUACAUCAAGGCACAAAGAAAGCUUCCUUUAUGAAGAAGAUAACGGCACACAGCGAAACAAUUGCCAAGAGCAAGCAAGGCAACAGAGAUUUGUAUAUUGUACCGGGUUUUGUGUCCUGCGAUUCUUAUGCAAUGGCCACGGCUAUUGACGAGAGUGUUGUCACUGAGCACAUCCAUGUGGGAGUGAGCGUGGAGUUACAGGGGUCACUAACCAGAGGGAUGAUGGUCCUGGACAAAUCAAACCUACUGAAAAAACAACAUCGAGCUUUUAUCGCAACAAAAUGUGAUAUGGAGAAGUUUAGUCAAUUUAUGAUGUCCGCUCUGAAAUAGUGAGAGGUUAAUAGUAACAAUAGCAACAUCAGCCUUGUAACUGAAUUAAUAAAGUGUGUUUAUAUUUGCACCUA